AUGUCGACUCGUCCGCGCCGCGCGACGCGCCGCCAGGCCAUUGUCGACUCGUCGGAUGACGAAGAUGAGAUCGCAAAUGUCACCAAGAGGGAAUCGAGUGAGGAAGAGUUCGCCCCAGAGCCAUCUAAAAGCCCAGUGCGCCGACCUACACGCGCCCGCAAGAGCGCAGCACCUGCGUCUGCUCCCGCCCCGACAGCGCCGCGCCGUCGCGGUAGACCGAAAAAGAAUGUCGACCCUGCCCCGUCGGAAGAACCUACAAAAGUCGAGGCCUCUUCGAUCCUCGAGGAGCCUUCGGCCGUGGACGAGCCAUCUGUUGCUGAGACGGCUUCGGUGGCAGCAGAGGAACCCUCAGCUAUUGAAGAGCCAACGACCCUGGAGGAGCCCACAACCCUCGACGUCGCUCCCUCAAUAGAGCCCAGCGAGAUCUUUGAUCCCGACCAGACAGUCACCAAGACCGAGCUGCCCUCUUCGCCAAGGAAGGCCUCUCCUAGAAAGCCCAGGAAGAGUGUCGCGCCCCGCGCAUCCAAGUCCGCAACGCCAGCACCCGUUCCGACGCCCAGGCCGUCCGCUACACCCGAUCAGUCCCGGACACGGGACGAGCCUCUGGCCGACAUUACUGCCGCCGCGGUCAACGAGCAAAGGCCCCACGCCGAUGAUACGCAGGCCACCUUCAAGCCCGUCCGCGCCAUGGAUACCGUUCUGGAGAAGCCGAUGGAUAUUGUGCUCAAGUCGAGGAACCUAACGAUUCCUGUCGUCGAGGACACCACCCCGAAGCCUCGCCUUGUCAUCUCGUACCUGAUCCUUACCAACUUCAAGAGUUACGCAGGGAGACAGGAGGUCGGCCCCUUCCACGGUUCUUUCUCCUCCGUUGUCGGCCCCAACGGUUCUGGAAAGUCCAACGUCAUCGACUCUCUCCUCUUUGUGUUCGGUUUCCGCGCCAGCAAGAUGCGUCAGGGCAAGCUCUCUGCUCUCAUCCACAACUCGGCGCAGCACCCCAACCUGGACUACUGCGAAGUUUCUGUGCAUUUCCGAGAGGUCAUGGACCAGCCUGGUGGCGGUCACGAGGUGAUUCCCGAUUCCGACCUCAUCAUUUCUCGCAAAGCCUUCAAGAACAACUCGAGCUCGUACUACAUCAACGGCAAGACCUCCAACUUCACCACCGUCACCACCCUCCUCCGCGACCGCGGCAUCGAUCUCGACCACAAGCGUUUCCUCAUCUUGCAGGGUGAGGUCGAGUCCAUUGCCCAGAUGAAGGCCAAGGCAGCCAACGAGCACGACGACGGUCUCCUCGAAUACCUAGAGGAUAUCAUCGGCACUUCCAAGUACAAGGCACCGAUCGAGGAGUCGGCGGCCGAGGUCGAAACACUCAACGAGGUCUGCAUGGAGAAGAGCGGCCGUGUACAGCACGUUGAGAAGGAAAAGAACAGCCUCGAAGACAAGAAGAACAAGGCGCUGUCAUACAUUCGCGACGAGAACGAGCUCACAGUCAAGAAGUCAGCUCUCUACCAGCUCUACAUCGGCGAGUGCAACGACAAUGUGGCCGUCACUGAGGAGGCGAUCAGCCAAAUGCAGGCCCAGCUGGACGACGAGCUGGAGAAGCACCACGGUAGCGAAAAGAUCAUCAAGGAACUUCAGAAGUCGUACUCUCGCGGCAGCAAGGAAUUCGAGGCGCAAGCAAAAGAGACUGAGGCUCUUGUCAAGGAGAUGGCCAAGUUCGAACAAGAGCGCGUCAAGUUCGACGAGAAGAAGAAGUUCCUCAACGACAAGCAGAAGAAGUUGGAAAAGACCAUUGCCAACGCCGAGAAGUCGGCCGUCGAAGCCGACGAGACCAUCGCCCAAUGCGCCGAGGAGAUCGAGGAUCGCGCCAAAGAGAUUGCUUCGCUCGAAAUUCGAGUGCAGGAAGAGGAGGCCGAGCUCACAACCAUUCGUGAGAGUCUCAAGGGCAAGACACAAAAGUUCUCGGACCAGAUUGCAAUCAAGCAAAAGUCCCUGGAGCCCUGGAAGGAGAAGAUCAACCAGAAGCAGUCGGCGAUCGCUGUCGCACAGAGCGAAAUGAACAUUCUCGAGGAGAAGGCCAACGCCGGUGCAGUCGCCAUAUCCGAGACCGAGGCCAAAAUCGCCGCCAUUGAGGACGCGAGAACAGCCAAGGCGGAGGAGCUGAAGGGGUGCCAGGCCGAGAAGGCCAAGCUGGAGGAGGAGGCGAAGGAAGUCGAACAGGAGUUGUCUCGCUUCAACGCCCACGAGCCCAAAAUCCGCGCCAAGGUGUCCAACGCCCGGCAGAAGGCCGACGAGGCUCGCUCUAGUCUAUCUAAGACACAGACUCAGGGCAACGUACUCACAGCCCUGAUGCGUAUGCGCGAGUCUGGUCGUAUCGAUGGGUUCCACGGAAGGCUGGGCAAUCUCGGCGCGAUUGAGCAGAAGUACGACGUGGCAAUCUCGACGGCGUGCGGUGCUCUCGACAACUUCGUCACCGACACGGUCGAGGCUGGUCAGCAGUGCAUCGAAUAUCUCCGCAAGACCAAUCUCGGCCGUGGCAACUUCAUGUGCUUGGACAAGCUCAGGGUACGAGACAUGAAGGAGAUCCAGACACCAGAGAACGCGCCCCGUCUGUUCGACCUUGUCACCCCCAAGGAAGAGAGAUUUCGGCCUGCCUUUUACCACGCUCUCCAGGACACCCUGGUGGCGAAGGAUCUCGCCCAAGCCAACAGAAUCGCCUACGGUGCCAAGAGAUGGCGUGUUGUCACACUGGCCGGUGAGCUUAUCGACAAGUCCGGUACGAUGUCCGGUGGUGGCUCAACCGUCAAGAGAGGCCUCAUGUCAUCAAAGCUUGUUGCCGAGACGUCCAAGGAGCAAGUCUCCAAGCUCGAGGAGGACCGUGACGUGCUGGAAGAGAAGUACCAGGACUUCCAGGAACAGCAGCGAGAGCUCGAGACGAGGCUGCGCGAGCUCAACGAGCAGAUCCCCGCGCUCGACACCAAGAUGCAGAAGAUCACUCUGGAAAUUGAGAGCGCCGCUCGCAACCUCGCCGACGCGCAUCGCCGCAUCAAGGAGUUGAGCAAGGAGCACCAGCCGUCGGCUUCGGACGACAAGCGCAUCGCAGCCCUUCGCAAGGAGAUCGCCAAGCUCGAGAAGGAGGUUGAGAAGCUUCACGAUGAGACAUCCGGGGUCGAGGAAGAGAUCAAGGCUCUUCAGGACAAGAUUAUGGAAGUGGGUGGUGAGAGGCUCCGGCUGCAGAGGGCCAACGUCGACUCGCUCAAGGAGGAGAUUGUGUCUCAGAACGAGGAAACGUCCAACGCCGAGGUCCGCAAGGUCAAGGCCGAGAAGCAGAAGACGAAACUCGAGAGGGAUCACGCCAAGGCGUCCAAAGAGGUCGAGGCAGCGAUUCACGACCUCGAGAAGCUCGACCACGAGAUCGAGAACCAGGGCGAGAAGGCUGAGUCCCUCCAGAACCAGGUUGAAGAAGCCGAGGAGGGCUUGGCGGCGAAGAAGCGCGAGCUGUCGUCACUCAAGGCCGAGCUCGAUGAGAAGACGACGGAGCUGAACGCCACGCGCGCCAUUGAGAUCGAGAUGCGCAACAAGCUCGAAGAGAACCAAAAGGUUCUGGGCGAGAACCAGAAGAGACUCAUGUACUGGAACGACAAGCUAUCGAAGCUGACGCUCCAAAACAUCGAGGAUCUCACCGGCGUGUCCCAACCCGCUCCCAAAGCUACUCCGGCACCAGCAGCAGCACCAAGGCCUGCAACUGCCGAGGGAGAAGGAGACGAAGAGGGCGAGGGCGACAGGACCAUUACGCAGGAUGCCGUCGAUGGCGGAGACAAGUCCCAGCAAUCCGGAGAGGACGACGACGAGGAGGACGAUGACGAAGAGUCGGAUCGGCCGGAGCGGCCCUCCAGUCAGCCUCAAGAGCUGCCCGUGUACACACCUGACGAACUUGCCGACAUGAGCAAGGAGAAGCUCAAGGGAGAGAUCGCGGCGUUGGAGGAGAAGACACAGAACGUCAACGUCGACCUUGGUGUCCUCGCCGAGUACCGCCGGCGUGUCGAGGAGCACGCCGCGCGGUCAUCGGACCUGCAAAGCGCUGUCAGCCAACGCGACACAGCCAAGAAGCGCUGCGACGAGCUCCGGCGCCUGCGUCUAGAGGGUUUCAUGGAGGGCUUCAGCAUUAUCUCGCUGCGGCUGAAGGAGAUGUACCAAAUGAUCACGAUGGGUGGCAACGCCGAGCUCGAACUGGUCGAUUCCCUGGACCCCUUCAGCGAGGGUAUCCUAUUCAGCGUCAUGCCGCCCAAGAAGUCAUGGAAGAACAUCAGCAACCUGUCUGGUGGUGAGAAGACGCUCAGCAGUCUGGCGCUUGUCUUUGCUCUGCACCACUACAAGCCGACGCCUCUGUAUGUCAUGGACGAGAUUGACGCCGCCUUGGAUUUCAGAAACGUCUCGAUUGUCGCCAACUACAUCAAGGAGCGCACCAAGAACGCACAGUUCAUUGUCAUCUCACUCCGAAACAACAUGUUUGAGCUGGCCGCCCGGCUUGUCGGUGUUUACAAGGUCAACCACAUGACGAAGAGUGUGACGAUUGAGAACCAAGAUUACAUUGUGAGGAGGGGUCAGCAAGGCGGUCAGCAGAGCCAGAGCCAGCAGACCCAGUCUCAGACGGCCACGCAGCAGACGACAAUGGUGCGGUGA
Messenger RNA from Colletotrichum higginsianum IMI 349063, 4680 nucleotides. RefSeq names its product Structural maintenance of chromosomes protein. The transcript has 3 exons. Gene Ontology annotation, cellular component: chromosome. Gene Ontology annotation, biological process: mitotic chromosome condensation. Lineage: Eukaryota; Fungi; Ascomycota; Sordariomycetes; Glomerellales; Glomerellaceae. The record is from RefSeq and is a predicted model, not a curated record. Gene Ontology annotation, molecular function: ATP hydrolysis activity; ATP binding; protein binding. Bases 1 to 4680 code for a protein of 1559 amino acids.